Molecule: messenger RNA, 3184 nt
Organism: Panonychus citri (citrus red mite)
Lineage: Eukaryota; Metazoa; Arthropoda; Arachnida; Trombidiformes; Tetranychidae
Exons: 15
Coding region: 72-3020 (982 amino acids)
Source: RefSeq, a predicted model, not a curated record
CAGACAAUUAACUUAAUUGUUACUAAUACAUUUUAAUUGUGCAUUGAAUUCCUGUUCACUAGUUUGACAAAAUGUCUUCAUCAAUUUUUUUGUUCAUUUUUGUACUAUUGACAUGCUACCAUUCAAGUAAAGGUUAUUUAUUGGAUUAUCCAAUUAAAUCACCAAUGGGAAGCCUGUCAAUACUUUCAUCACUGACCGAUAAGUCAACACAAGAAACCUGGACAAUCAAGGAGACCUUAAUUGUUAAGCCAAAAGUUCAUGGAAAGAUUGAAAUUACUCAUAAAAACUACCAAAUUCAAGUUUUUUAUCAUGAAAAUGAUGAUCAGAUCAGAUUAGUUUUCCAUGAUAAUGAAUGUUACGAACUGAAAUAUACACCAAAUGGAUGGAGCUCAAUGAUUCCAACGGUAACAAACCCGCUUCUCAAUAUGGCCUUACUUAUGGGUCCAUCUUUUUACUACCGAAUCGUGCCUCAAUCAAAUAGAUUUUUUGCAGAUGAUAAUGUCUACUUAAGGGGCGAAGAAAUGAAAAAUCUUGUUCUGAAUAUUAACAAAAACCUCAGGUUAUCAUUUCUGUAUCCAGUUACCUUGAACUCGUUUAUUGGGGUCAGACAGCCCAAAAGGCUGAUUCUCACAGGUCAGGUUCCAGGUUCGUCCAAAGGUCAAGUUGAGACAUUAUUUUACGAUAUUUUGAUACGAAAAGAUUGUCAUCCGAUUUUGAUGAAUCCUCCAACUCUUGGUACUGGAUGUCCAAGGUAUCUUGAGCUGAAUCAGCCGUUUCCCAAACUUGACACCGAUCGAUAUCAUGUUAAUGUAAUCGAGACAAUUAAAGAAUCGUCUUCAAGCAGAUCAAUCUACAGUGAGUUUUCCGUCGACGAAAAAAAUUUGAUUACUCGAAUUACAAAAGUAGAGCAAUUUGGUUCUACAAAAUUAGAACAAUCAAUUAUCGUUCACGAUCUUGGGGUCAAGUAUAUCCUUUCAAGUUCAGACGGUAAAUGUUACGUAGUUCCGAUCGACAUUAAAGAAUCUCAGAUCAAUGAUGACAAUUUGAUAACAAUUAACCCAAUUACUUUGGACAUAAAAGAUUUCAAAUACGUUGGUCAAGUUAAACUUGAACAUCGAUCGGAAUUAGUUGAUGUUUGGGAAUCAACGGAACUUUACAAUAAUGAUACGAAAUAUAAUAAGAUUGUCACCACUCAGUUCAUGGCGAAAAACUCCAAUAACAGCGAUUUAGAUUGGGAUUAUUUACCAAUCGCUGCAGAGAGAAAGUUUUACAAAUAUCAUUUAUCUAAAUAUAUUUUGAGUGAAUCAAGGAGACGUGAUUUCUUUGACUAUGAUAAAGUUAAUCAUGAUGAGAAUGAUUAUCGUGAAUCAUUUCAAAUCACUGAUUGUUAUGAUAGUCCUGAUGAUAAAAUGUAUUUGAAGUUACAUAUUGAAAGUUCAGAUUUAAAUUACACGGAAGGUCUUAAUUACGCUGCUGAAAACAUAUACUUGGUUCGAGAAACAAUUAAGCUUUUGGUUUCUACUAAUUUAAAAUUGUCUUACAUUAGGAUAACAAAUGUCGAUAUUGAACUCGAAUCAAAUUACAUUGUCGCUCAUGUCGAAAUAGUUAAAGCUCCAAAUAUCAUUGAAUCCAUGGACAAAACAGAAUACAAGUUUGAUCGUCAAUCUUUUGAUAACUAUUUUAAAGUCUCAAUUAGAAGCCCGACUGAUUGUUUGCGGUCACAAUCAACCAGAGGAGAUAUCGAAUAUGUUAUCAGCUGUAUGGAUUUGGAUCAUCUGUGUGUUGGUGUCAAACGAAAUCAAGAAUUUCCUGUUUCUAUUAAUAACACAUUACACGGCACGGGCUCUAUUUGUCAAGUUUACGUAAAUGGAAACGACAAAUUACGAAAAUUGGUACAAGAAUUGUCACUGGAACAAUUACCUACUCGGUUUUCCCAAUUAAUUGGAAUAAAUUUCGAGAUUCCUUGUGACGAUUGUUUCAUUCAAUUUGGGUUCAAGAUCACUAAUGUUGUCCAAGAUUCUCCUCCUCUCGACACUCAAGAGACUCGAGUUUUAUUCAAGGAUGUGGAAAAUGGAGCUAAGAUUGAUCCUUCUAUCGGAGAGUCGAUUGUAGGGAUUAGAAACUUUGGUGAUUGUUAUCGAGCUUGUCUUACCUCAUCGAAAGGUUCGACUUGUGAAACAUUCUCGUUUUGUGCUUCACUUGAUGAUAGUAAACAAUUGGUAGAAUGUCGAGUAUCUGAGAAAACUUAUGGAUCAUUGGCGAAUAGUGGUACAGUUCGAGAUAACUCUUGUAAUAUUUAUGGAAAAAAUAAUUUACUCGAUUAUCAUAAAUUACCAUCGGUAAAGUUUAUUAGUUCUGGAGGAGAGAAGGACCAAAGAUUGAGUGUUCGAACAGUAGAUGAAUGUGCUCAAGCUUGUGUAGAAUCAAAUGAAAACUGUUAUUCAUUUGAGAUUUGUGAUUCUCGAUAUUGUUCAUUUGGUGGACAUUAUACAACAUCGAAAACAAUAUCAGAUAAAUUCUGUGAUAUUUACAUUCCAAAAAAGAUUCAUCAUUUUGUAAAGAACAAUCAUAAAACUGUCAAAUCAAUAAUUCAUUCAGAAGUCGAUUUAACAGUUGACCAAUGUGCUUCUUUGUGCUUUUCAAUGAGACAAAACGAUGAUCAUUACAAUAAGAAAGAUGGAUGUAAUUCAUUUAAUUACUGUCCAAAAGGUGAAUCUAUCAGUAAAUGUGAAUUAUCAAUUGAAACAAUUUCCGCAUCAAAUGUAAAUCAAGUCUUAUUAUCAGAUGAUUGUUCAAAUUAUCAACUGAUGGAAACAAUUAAGCAGCAAUCAACAUCAACAUCAUCACCAAAAUUGCCUAAAAAAUCCAGGUCUGGUAUCGGUAUUAUUAUUUUUUUCGUCAUCAUUGGCUUGACCAUGGGACUGGUCAGUCCAAUGUUAGUUAAAUACAUCAGAAUUGGUUUCACUCGCUAUAUCUACAAUGGUGGUUCCGAACCCUAUCAAAACCUUAUCAACGACUGAAACUUUUCUUCCUCAAAAUUAUCCAAUAGAAUCCACAAAAAUUUCAAUAUAACCUCCAAUUGUUUCGAGAUUAUUUCUUCCAAUAUCAGGUGUACAUUACCGUUAAUCAUUUUUACUGUUUGAAAUAAAAUCAUUCAUCUAAACAAAUGUAUUCAUAUUUAUCA